AUGUCGCCAUCUGCGAACCGAAACCACCGUGCGUGGUGGAAAGAGUGCUCGGUGUAUCAGAUCUGGCCGGCAUCAUUCAAGGACUCGAACGAUGAUGGAAUCGGGGACAUUCCUGGAAUUAUCUCUCAGCUCGACUACAUCAAGGACAUUGGGGUCGACAUUGUCUGGCUGUGCCCUUCAUACAAGUCCCCGCAGGUCGAUAUGGGCUAUGACAUUGCCGAUUACUACAGCAUUGCCGACGAGUACGGCACGGUCGCAGAUGUUGAGAAGCUGAUCCAAGGAUGUCAUCAGCGUGGAAUGAAGCUUCUCAUGGAUCUGGUGGUUAACCACACUAGCGACCAGCAUGAGUGGUUCAAACAGUCCCGAAGCUCGCGAGAUAGCGAAUACCGUCAAUGGUACAUUUGGAAGCCUGCAAAGUACGAUGAGCAAGGCAACCGCCAUCCUCCAAAUAACUGGGUUUCUCAUUUCCAAGGUAGUGCUUGGCAGUAUGAUGAACUCACGGACGAGUAUUACCUUCAUCUGUAUGCCACCGAGCAGCCAGAUCUUAACUGGGAGCACCCCCCAGUGCGCAAGGCGGUCCACGAUAUUAUCCGUUUCUGGCUGGACAAGGGAUGCGAUGGCUUCCGAAUGGACGUCAUCAACUUCAUCAGUAAAGAUCAACGAUUCCCUGAUGCACCCGUGAAAGACCCACGAACCCCUUGGCAAUGGGGAGACAAAUACUAUGCCAACGGGCCUCGUCUGCACGAGUAUUUGCAAGAAAUUGGCAAGAUUCUCAAAGAAUACGAUGCUUUCAGCGUCGGUGAAAUGCCUUUUGUCAAAGAUGAGACAGAAGUGCUUCGAGCUGUGCAGUUCGAUCGCAACGAGAUCAACAUGAUCUUCAACUUCGAGCAUGUGGACAUUGACCACGGAGAGUUCGAUAAAUUCGAACCUGGUAGUUGGAAGUUGACUGAUCUGAAGGACUUUUUCCAGCGAUGGCAGACCUUCAUGUAUGAGAAUGAUGGUUGGAAUGCUCUCUAUUGGGAGAAUCAUGAUCAGCCACGGUCGAUUGAUCGAUACACCAAUGCCGAUGAGAAGCACCGUGUUAUCGCGGGCAAGAUGUUAGCAGUUGCAUUGGCCCUGCAGUCUGGCACACCGUUUAUCUACCAAGGUCAAGAGCUAGGAAUGCGGAACGUCCCUGCUAGAUGGAGCAUCGAAGAGUACAAGGACAUUGACUGUCUCAACCAUUGGAAUAGAUUGAUCAAGAACAAGCACUUCGACACGAACGCCCAGCAAAUUGCCCUUCAAGAGUAUCGGAAAAAGUCCCGCGACAAUGCACGCACUCCUGUUCAGUGGACUGAUGCACCCAAUGGUGGCUUCACAAGUCCCAAAGUUAGGCCUUGGAUGUCCGUGAACGAUGACUACGUUCGAGUCAAUGCCGCAGCAGCAGUCAAAGAUCCCAACUCCAUCUACCACUUCUGGGCAUCUGUGCUGAACCUGCGCAAGAAGCACCUGGACCUUUUUGUUUACGGAGACUGGAAGAUCGUGGACGCCCCAAGUCAGGAGGUCUUUGCAUAUACUCGCCAGUACGAGGACCAGAAGGCUCUGAUUCUGUGCAACUGGACUGAGAACAAUGCCACUUGGGAUGCGCUGAGCAAUGGAAUUUGUGCCGUCAAGAGCGUUCUGUUGAAUAACUACGAGCGAUCGGCUGAGGCAUCGAAGCGUUUCUCUGGAGGGAAAUAUGCCCUCCGACCUUAUGAGACGUUUGUGCUCCUUGUGUAG
Molecule: messenger RNA, 1758 nt
Organism: Penicillium daleae
Lineage: Eukaryota; Fungi; Ascomycota; Eurotiomycetes; Eurotiales; Aspergillaceae
Product: glycoside hydrolase family 13 protein
Exons: 3
Coding region: 1-1758 (585 amino acids)
Biological process (GO): oligosaccharide catabolic process
Molecular function (GO): alpha-amylase activity
Source: RefSeq, a predicted model, not a curated record